This is a messenger RNA of Cynoglossus semilaevis (tongue sole), 1279 nucleotides long. It is a transcript of the gene crybb1l1, whose product is annotated as crystallin, beta B1, like 1. Lineage: Eukaryota; Metazoa; Chordata; Actinopteri; Pleuronectiformes; Cynoglossidae. The transcript has 6 exons. Gene Ontology annotation, molecular function: structural constituent of eye lens. Gene Ontology annotation, biological process: visual perception; lens development in camera-type eye. Bases 147 to 806 code for a protein of 219 amino acids. The record is from RefSeq and is a predicted model, not a curated record.
UCAGCAGAUUUUUGUCUUCCCUGUAAUCCCUGGGCAGUGGACGCAAGCGUAUAAAAGAGGGCAACGUACUCUGAACCCCACACACUGAGUGAGGCUCGUUGCAGGCAUCGUGUACACACACACCGUCACAUUUCCACUCUGCAAUCAUGUCCAGCGGAGACAAGUCCAAGUCUUCUUCCCAGACUGACGGAAAGGCUGCUCAGGGCAAGAAGUCUGAGAUGGGAAUGAUGUCCUACAAGAUGUACGUGUUCGACCAGGAGAACUUCCAGGGUCGCAUGAUCGAGAUCAGCAACGAGUGCAUGAACGUGUGUGAGCUGGGCAUGGACCGCGUGCGCUCCCUGCGUGUUGAGUGUGGACCCUUCGUGGGCUUUGAGCAGAUGAACUUCUGUGGUGAGAUGUACAUCCUGGAGAAGGGAGAGUAUCCUCGCUGGGACUCCUGGAGCAACUGCCAGAGGAACGACUACCUGCUGUCCUUCAGGCCUGUGAGAAUGGACCCCGAGAAGCACAAGAUCUGCCUGUAUGAGGUGGGAGAGUUCAAGGGUCGCAAGAUGGAGAUCAUGGACGAUGACGUUCCCAGCCUGUUUGCUUACGGCUUCACUGACCGAGUGGGCAGCAUCAUGGUCAGCUGUGGAACCUGGGUGGGAUACCAGUUCCCCGGUUACCGUGGCAGCCAGUACCUGCUGGAGAAGGGGGAAUACAGGCACUUCAAUGAGUACGGUGCCCGUUACCCUCAGUUCCAGUCCGUGAGGCGCAUCCGUGACAUGCAGUGGCACCAACAGGGCUGCUACACCAUGAGCAGCAAGUGAAGCUCGGGAAAGGAGAGAAAGAGAAAGAGCAGAGGUGACGGAGAGGGGCGGAGGAAGAGGGAGCGGGGCAGAGAUGUCUGACGCCUCCUGUGAUCUGAUGCAGUGAGGAGGAAGGUGGAGGAUCUUCAUCUGCCCCUUCAGGGACAUCAUCUCAGUGGACCAGCUGCACCAGGAAAAUCCCCAGAGCAUCCUUCACUCCCCUCCCACUCUUCCUCCUCUCUUCCUCCCCUGUAUGAGACGAGCUCUUCCUCCCUCCUUCGCUUCAUUUUUCGUCCCUUACUUAAAUCUUCUUCACUGUCCUCUUUUACACCAAAGAGAAAUCCCAUCAUCUCUCGCUCUUCUACACACAGGGUGUGAUGCACCAUGGGAAACUGAGUCCCUCCUUGUACCUUCCUCCUUGCCCCCCGACCUCUUACCCUUGUGCAUUGCAUGCUCCCUCUGCUGUAUGGAAUUCUGGUCAGGUUUUCAAUAAA